AUGAGCGAUAUAAUUCAGUUGGGAAGAUCAGUUCGAUGGGAGGAUCUAGAUAAACUCACAACACUCGACACAAGAAGGCAUUCACUCUAUCAUGGGGUUUGUGGUCUUGGCCUAUCAAUCACGGGAGGAAACCUUUUAACCCUAAAGAGAUACUCAAUCGGAAGUCUCACGCUUACCUGUGGCUUGAUUCUUAUUCUGCUCGCUUUCUUUAAUUUCAACUUUGCUGGCAUACGCGUCGUCCUUAUCAGUACUUUCAUUGUGGUCAUCUGUGCCCUUGCAGAUAAAGUAAUAUCGAAAAUUGAUGAGUCUGAAACUGAGCGAAGAUUUCACAACUUUGAAUACGAAGAAGAUAAAUACAACGGGACACCAUCUGAGAGUCGGGAGAUUUGGAAUCUCAUCGUUUCGGGCGUACUUUUGCUGACCGAGAUUAUUCUAUCCUUGGCGACUUACGCAACAAUAAUUGACUUCGGUGAUGACGUGCAGAGAGAGGAGUUAGUAGAGCAGGGAUUUACGAAGGUGACAGGAAUUAUAGGAGAAAAAAGACACUUGCCAAAAGCAACUUCUCAUAACUACACGAUCAUUCCCCAGUCUGCUCUUGGAUACAUCACUGAUAACUACGAUCUGAUAGAACAAAUAGAGCUCGAGCAAGCUCAGCAGAUGGAGCUCGAUGACGAAAUUAUUAUGUGCAUGGCACAGGAAGCCGACCCGGAUGACUGA
This is a messenger RNA of Oikopleura dioica, 717 nucleotides long. The record is from the annotation of a GenBank genome assembly. Lineage: Eukaryota; Metazoa; Chordata; Appendicularia; Copelata; Oikopleuridae.